This is a messenger RNA of Cyprinus carpio (common carp), 1857 nucleotides long. RefSeq names its product prolyl 4-hydroxylase subunit alpha-1-like. NCBI's taxonomy places the organism in Eukaryota, Metazoa, Chordata, Actinopteri, Cypriniformes, Cyprinidae. Gene Ontology annotation, biological process: peptidyl-proline hydroxylation to 4-hydroxy-L-proline. The record is from RefSeq and is a predicted model, not a curated record. Gene Ontology annotation, molecular function: L-ascorbic acid binding; protein binding; procollagen-proline 4-dioxygenase activity. Gene Ontology annotation, cellular component: endoplasmic reticulum.
GUAAAUGGCUAUAUAUAAAUGGUGUAAAUUUAAGCUCAAUUUCACUUCAAGGUACACAUACUGAAGUUGUGUUUUGCAAUACUGAAGGUGUGAUAAUGGUCGUAAGGGAAUUGACAUUUGUGGUGUGUUUUUGGACUGUCUGUACUGCUGGGCAUGAAUUCUUCUCAUCAACAGAUCAAAUUGCACAGCUUGUUGAGAAGAAGAAAGACCUACUGAUGAGCUUUAGUCAGUAUAUUGAUGCUGAAGAAAAGAAUGUAGAGACGAUGAAGAGUGUUUAUCUGGAUCUUCUGCUUUCAUACUCCGACCCUGUGGACCCUGAGGAAAUCAUAAGCGACCCAGUGGCAGCUUACAAACUCCUCAGACAACUGAGAAAUGAAUUAAUAAAUAUUGUAAAACACAUUCAACCAAGUUUUUAUCAAUGCAACAAGUAUCAGGAUGAGUUGGAGCUUCUAGAGAUCCCACAGCUGAAGGACUUGGAUGGUGCUGCUUCAGGGCUGAUCAGACUGCAAGAGAUCUACAAACUCUACCCAAAAGACAUAAUGAAGGAAAUGUUGUUAAGUGCAGACGAAGCUUACCAUGUGGGGUUGGUCGCUUAUGACGAAGACAAAUUCCAGCAUGCCUUUCUCUGGUUUUGGUACAGUCUGGACAGAUUAACAGAAUACUCAACCACUACGGAGAAAGAGUUGUUACUUUAUCUUAUUUCCUCAGCCUAUCAUUUCGGCAGCCUACCUGUGGCAAUCUACUUCAACAAACAGCUUUUAAACCUCGAUCCAACUGAUGAAGAAGUCAGAGAUCAGCUGAACAGACUCCUUCGCUUCCAGAGAAAAUCUAACCCUGACAUAUUCACACUGAACACAGAGUCAAGAAACUAUGCGAAACUGUGCAGAGGAGAGCUUGACAAGAGGACAUCCAAGAGGCAGAGGGCGCUGUCCUGUAGGUACAGCACAGGUGGAGGAAACCCCAGACUGAUGUACCCACCAUUGAAAGAGGAAGUGGAGUGGGACGAUCCUCGAAUCAUCAGAUAUCAUGACAUUAUUUCAGACAGAGAGAUAGAGAUCCUGAAGAAUAUCUCCAGACCUCUACUUUCUAGAUCGAAGGUUUAUCAAGAUGGAUGGGAUACAGUCUCACAAGACCGUGUUUCUCAAAGUGUUUUUCUACAAGAUGACCCUGUGGCUACUCGUGUCAGUCAGAGGAUUGCAGACGCUACUGGACUCUCCAUGGAAACAGCUGAAUCACUGCUUGUUCAGAAUUAUGGGAUUGGUGGCAGAUUUGAACCACAUUAUGAUGCACUGGAGACAGGAGUGAAUGACAGGAUUGCUACAUUCCUAAUUUAUAUGAGUGAUGUGGGGAUGGGGGGCGCCACCGUCUUCCCUGACAUCGGAGUUGCAACGAAGCCAAAAAAGGGUUCAGCAGUGUUUUGGUACAACCUCCACAAGAAUGGUGAACUGGAUUUGAAUACACGCCAUGCAGGAUGCCCUGUGUUAGUGGGUAACAAAUGGGUGGCUAACAAAUGGAUCCAUGAGUUUGGACAGGAAUUCAAGAGGCCCUGUUCUUUGUCAGAAUGGGAGUGAAAGACUCUACAUGAUAUUUGCAUUUGUAUUAUGUAUAUAUACCACAGACAAUUCAUGUGAAAGUUGUACUUUUGUGUCUGCCAUGCAAGUUCAGUACGAUCAGGGUUAGGGUUAGUUUUUUAAUGCUUUACAAUGAAUAUUUACAGUAUGUCUUCAUCACAUCUUGCAUGCAAAAUAAAUAUAAAAUCUUGACUUCUCUUCAAAAUUGAGUUGCUCUGAUUUUCUAUUUGUAACUCUUGUGUGUGACGCAUAUGAAGUUUGGGCACUGAUUGCAAAUUAGUUUUAG